UGACCUCAAUAUGUAUUCAAAUGUUUUUAAUUACAUAAUUGCGGGAUCCCCGUAUUGUUAUGAUCAAUUGAAUAUAUAUAUAGCCCGGAAUUUCCAUUACUGGGUUUUCCCAUGUCGGUACCCAUAAAAAUUGAAGUAGCUAUUGAAAAACCAGAAUAAGUAUAUUUCCAGGCUUAAACUAAUCAGAUUUUAGACAUAUGUUGAUAUGGUGAGAUGUGAAGAAAAUAAGUGAAGAAAAAUGCGUACAUUUUGUCUAAAUGUCGUUGUUUGUGUUGCAGUUUUGUUUCGUUGCAAUGGGGCUGAAGAUAAUAACACUAAUAACACUCCGAACACUGAAGGUUCAAAUACUAUUCUGCCGAAGCGACCAUCUUUGGACAUCAAUUUAGGGAACGAAGUUGUCGAAAAUUCUGAUGAAAGAAACAUUUUAAUAGAUACGAACAACGACGGCCUGGGUCAAAUAGACGCAAGAUUCAAAUAUGGCUCGAAAGAGAACUCAAGUGAAACGGAAAAAAGCUUCAUAAUACCUUCAAGUUUAAACAGCAAUGCAAGAAAGGUGCGUUAUGAAAACAGUACCGUUCACUUCGCGUUUAAAGAGAAAUCCGAGUCCCCAAUAGAAACUGCAAAGGAGAUUGUGGAACUUGUGAAAAACGUUUCCACUGAAAGUGACGGGACACUAAUCCUAGGAGACAAGAUUGUCUCUAAUGACAAUAAACCGUUUGAAACAGAACUUUUAUCAGAAAAAGCUACAGGACGGGAUACAGCAGAUAAAAUUACUUCAGGAGGAAAAAACCCAUAUUAUUUUCAAGAUGUCGGUAUUCUAGACCUAGAAGUACCAGUAUUCGACAGGCUUGUCCUGGUUAUGGAGCGCACCAACACUCGAGACCACAGAGACCCGUGGUGGAGCUAUCUUACCAGGCAGGCAGGAGCCAACUUGCGUAUCAGUAAACAAUUGCAGAAAACAAUAGCUGUUCAUCCAAAUUCUGGUGAACAUUUUCUAGACGUUCUCCAUGGAAAUGGAUUCACAGUAAAGGAUAUUUUACAGAUCUUCAAGAAGUUUGCAAUGAAGGAGGCAUUAGCUGCACUUGACGGACAUUUGGAAACCGGUGUCAUGACCAGGGAAAAGAGUUACAAAGAGGAAACUGGAAUUCUUGAGGGCAAAGCGAAUGAAGAAUUGACUGACCUCAUUGCUGACGAGAUCACUCCUGAAAAUAACCAGUCACCCCGUAAUGUGAUUCCAAACAAUCUAGGAAAUGGUAACGAUGAUGACAUGAACAAUGCUAAAUCCGACCUAAAUAAGAACAUCAAUUCAAAAAGAAAUACUGGUCAGAAAGAUGGUGAUCACAGUGACGGUGCCUUAUCCUAUGACGAUUUGAGCAUCCCCAGUCACGACAGUGACAAGCACUUUGACGAUGUAAAAACCGACAGACACGACAAUGACAACCACUUUGACGAUAUAAAUAACGACACACUAGACAGUGGUAAGUAUCAUGACGAUGGGAGAACCGACAGACAUGACAGUGACAUGUACUAUGACGAUAAGAGAACCGACAGACACGACGAUGGCAAGAACCAUGACGAUAGGAGAACCGGCAGACACGACAAUGGCAAUAACCAUGACGAUAUGAGAACCGACAGACAAGACAAUGGCAAGUACUAUGACGAUGGGAGAACCGACAGGCAAGACAGUGGCAAGUACCAUGACGAUGGGAGAACCGGCAGACACGCCAAUAGCAAUUACCAAGACCAUGGGAGAACCGACAGACCCGACAGUGACAAGUACCUUAACGAUGGGAGAACCAAAAGACAAUACAAUGUCAAGUACCAUGACAAUGUGAGAACCAACGGACACGAUAGUGGCAAGUACCAUGACGGUGGGAGAACCGAAAGAUACGACAAUGGCAAGUACCAUGACGAUCGGAGAACCGACAGACACGACAAUGGCAAGUACCAUGACGAUCGGAGAACCGACAGACACGACAAUGGCAGGUACCAUGACGAUCGGAGAACCGACAGACAAGACAAUGGCAAGUACCAUGACGAUCGGAGAACCGGCAGACACGACAAUGGCAAUAACCAUGACGAUAUGAGAACCGACAGACACGACAAUAGCAAGUACCAAGACCAUGGGAGAACCGACAGACACGACAGUGACAAGAACCUUAACGAUGGGAGAACCAAAAGACAAUACAAUGUCAAGUACCAUGACAAUGUGAGAACCAACGGACACGAUAGUGGCAAGUACCAUGGCGGUGGGAGAACCGAAAGAUACGACAAUGGCAAGUACCAUGACGAUCGGAGAACCGACAGACACGACAAUGGCAAGUACCAUGACGAUCGGAGAACCGACAGACACGACAAUGGCAGGUACCAUGACGAUCGGAGAACCGACAGACAAGACAAUGGCAAGUACCAUGACGAUCGGAGAACCGACAGACAAGACAAUGGCAAGUACCAUGACGGUCGGAGAACCGACAGACAAGACAAUGGCAAGUACCAUGACAAUGGGAGAACCGACAGACAAGACACUGAUAAGUACCAUGACAAUAGGAGAACCGACAGACAAGACAGUGGCAUGUACCAUGACAAUGGAAGAAGCGACAGACAUGGUAGUCGCAUGUUCCAUGACAAUAGGAAAACCCACAGGCACGGCAGUGGCAAGUACCAUGACGAUUGGAGAGCCGACAGACACGACAGUGGCAAGUACCAUGACAAGGGGAGAACCGACAGACAAGACAGUGGCAAGUACCAUGACAAUUGGAGAACCGGUAGACAAGACAAUGGCAAGUACCAUGACAAUGGGAGAUUUGACAGACACGACAUGUACCAUGACGAUAUGAGAAUCGACAUACACGACAAUGGCAUGUACCAUGACGAUCAGAGAAUCGGCAUACACGACACUGACAUGUACUAUGACAAUGGGAGAACUCACAGGCAUGAUAGUGGCAAAUACUAUGACGAUUGGAGCACCGGUAGUCACGACAGUGACAUGCUUUUCAAAGCGCACUGCAAGGGCCAUGGAAGCUUUGUUAAUCCUCGUGGUCACGUGAUGUGUAACUGUCACGUUGGUUACGGCGAUGACAGGUACGAGACGGAGAACGGCUUUGCAAGGUACGCUGACUGUCAUUCCUUUGCCGACGCGUGUAACGAUAAGGGACUAGAUAAGGAAGGGUACAGAGUGACAAAUAUUGGAACUGUGACCGGAGGGCAAAUCAUAUUGUUUUAGCUGACGACAUCUGGGUCCCCGGGAUUGUGCAGGAUAUUAAAACAAUAUGUUUGCAACUAUUUAUAUUAAACGAUACAAAAUGAAGUUGAAAGAACUAUUGAUUAAUCAUCACUCCUACGUAUUUAAAGAACCAUACUUAUUUUCCCAUUAUUCCACAAUUUAUUCACUUGGCAUGAAGUGUUUUAGUAAAUGAACUUGCUUCAUCAGAGCUUGAAAAGUUUUGAAUGGGGAUGAUUGAAUCUUAAAGUAUUACUUGUUUGCGAUGUCUACUUGAAACAUUUUUAAACAUCUGUACUCUGUUAUUCCAUAUAUUCCUCUCUUAAUAUCCACAUCGUCAACCAUAACUUCAUAACACAUCGGUCCCAAUGUAACAUUCCUUUCAUUUUAGCUCCACUAUUCUCAGAAUAAGGAGGAUUUACUACUCGCCCGGAGUCUGGUUAAAAAUUUUAGGCAGGUGAACAUUUUAACUUAUAACUCCAAUAUCCUUCAUUCAAUUCACUUAAUACUUCACACAGUUUUUCAAGAUCAAAACACCAUGAAGUUUUAUAACUUAAUAAUACCCUCAAUUUAAAUCAUGGCCCCUGAUUGAUUUAGAAACUUAGGUUUAAGUUUUAGGGCACAUCGGGUAAGGUUAGAGUUAAAGGGCAAGUUGGGAUUUUCACAAAUUACUUCUAUACCUUUCAUACAAUUGACUUAAUACUUCACGCAGUUGGUAACGGCCAUCACGCAAUAAGGUCACAUAACUCCAUAUUAGCUCUUUAUACAAAUUAUGGCCCUAGAUUGACUUUUUUUCAUUUUUGGUUGUUGCUUUAAACAUUUUGAUAUUUUUAACAUUAUUUGACAUGCUGUUGAAAUCAAAUAGUUAUGCAUUUUUUAUGCAUGCUUUUUUCGAUUUCGACGUAUUUGUUUUAAUAUUUACAUGUAGAUAUGUAGUUGUUGUUUAUUCUAGGAAUUACAUACAGGAAAUUGCCUUUCCUAUACCUGUUUUAAUAUAAAGAUAUGUAGAUUG
Molecule: messenger RNA, 4232 nt
Organism: Mya arenaria
Lineage: Eukaryota; Metazoa; Mollusca; Bivalvia; Myida; Myidae
Exons: 6
Coding region: 239-3223 (994 amino acids)
Source: RefSeq, a predicted model, not a curated record